AUGGCUAACACACAACAAGCGGGAAGCGGAACGCUGCUACUCAUUCUGGUCCAAGUGGCCUCCAGGGGCCUUACCUUCAUUGGCAACCAAUUCCUGCUCCGCUUCCUGUCGCCCUCGCUGCUCGGCAUAGCCGUCCAGCUCGAGCUCGUCUCCGUGACGUGCUUGUAUUUCGCGAGGGAGAGUCUGCGCGUGGCCCUGCAGAGACAGCCGCCAUCACUAUCGCCAGCCACGCAGAAGGAGUCGACCUCGACAACAACAGGCGACAAAGGAACUGCUGCCCGACGGCGCGAGACACAGACGGUGGUCAACCUGUCCUACUUGGCUGUUCUCCUGGGAUUCGCCAUCUCGAGCAUCUUCGGCUACUUUUACUUACGGGGCGUAGCGCACGAGGCUCUACAAAGUCCCUACUUCGGCCCGUCCUUCCAGAUCUACGCGACCGCGACCAUCAUCGAACUGCUGGCCGAGCCGGCCUUCGUGGUGAUCCAGCAGAGGGGCCUCUUCCAGGAGAGGGCCCGCGCAGAAACGAGUGCCGCCAUGGCGAGAUGUUUUGCAGCCUGCGCCAUUGCCCUAUUCGGCCAUCGACGCGGCGUGGACCCCUCGAUCUUGCCGUUUGCAGCGGGCCAGGCUGCCUACGCUGCCACCUUGCUGGGCCUGUAUCUUCUGCCGGUAUUGCGACUGUCAAAGGUGGAGAAUUUCCACCUCGUUCCCGCGGCAGUGGUACGGUCGGGUUCGUCCAUGUCGACGGCUUCAGCGCAGUACCACUUUGGUCUCUUCCACAAGGAGAUCCUAUCCCUGGCCACGACGAUGUACAUGCAAUCGGUGUUCAAGCUGCUCCUUACGCAAGGCGACGCCCUGAUCAUGAGUUUCCUAUCGUCGCUCGCCGAUCAGGGCGCCUUCGCGCUGGCCUCGAACUACGGCGGUCUACUAGCCCGGCUGGUCUUCCAACCCGUCGAGGAAAGCAGCCGAAACACGUUCGGACGACUGCUCGCGCGGGGGCCAGCGGUUGACAAUGCCAGCCCCGUGGCUGCAUCGACAUCCAAUCCGAUCGACGAUGACCAGGGCGAACUUAGUAGACCGGAGUCACGGAAGGCCAGCGACAGGCACGCCAACGGUACCAACACCAACACGCGUGCCGCCCUAGGCUACCUCUCAACAACACUCCGUCUAUACCUCCUCUUCGCCCGCCCACUCGUCACCCUCGCGCCGGCCAUCCUCCCCGCUCUCGUCCCCUUCGUGCUCUCUCCCCAAUGGCGCACCCCAUCCACGAUCACCCUCCUGCAAACGUACUGCUACUACAUCCCGCUGAUGGCCGUCAACGGGAUCCUCGACGCCUUCGUCACCUCCGUGGCCACGCCUGCACAGCUGCGGAGCCAAUCGCUGUGGAUGCUGGCGUUCACUGGCGUAUACGCGGCCGCGGCGUGGAUGAUGAUGGAUCUCUGGGAGAUGGGCAGCGUCGGGCUCGUGGGCGCGAAUAUGCUCAAUAUGGCGCUCCGGGUGGGGUGGAGCGUAAGGUAUAUUCGGGCGUGGGUGCGCGAGAGGGAGAGCGAAAAGGAAACGGAGACGGAGAUGGGCCAGAAGGGGUUGGGGUUGGGGUUGUGGAGAGGGAUGCUCCGCGAGGUGAUGCCCAAUGUGGGUGCUGUUCUUGGGGUGGUGAUCUUGGUGGUUGCGGUCACUGUGUCUUCACGAUGGUCGGGUAUGAAUGUUCGUGCUGUCAAUACUGGCGAGGUCAGUUUCGGGGAUGUUUUGGUGUGGGUGGCAGGGGCUGGGAUCUUGGUGUCUACGAUGUGA
Messenger RNA from Cladophialophora yegresii CBS 114405, 1788 nucleotides. RefSeq lists its product as uncharacterized. Bases 1 to 1788 code for a protein of 595 amino acids. NCBI's taxonomy places the organism in Eukaryota, Fungi, Ascomycota, Eurotiomycetes, Chaetothyriales, Herpotrichiellaceae. The record is from RefSeq and is a predicted model, not a curated record. Gene Ontology annotation, biological process: dolichol-linked oligosaccharide biosynthetic process; glycolipid translocation. The transcript has a single exon. Gene Ontology annotation, cellular component: endoplasmic reticulum membrane.